GCCUCGGGAAAUUGUCUCCAGGGCCUGGCGCUGCGGUAAAGAUUUUCCCGGCUUCAAAGCAGGAAGACCCGAAAGGAUCUGGUGUGCCUCGGGGGGUCCUCUCACUGAGCCCGAAGCUCCUACCUCCCGGAGUUCCGAACUUGUCCCCUGAAUUUAGAGAAAGACCUCCCUCCACUACACCCUGCAGCGACUGCUUGCCACCUUCUCACUGGCAGCCCCAGAGAAGAGGGGAGUAAGAGAGAUGUUGUGGCUGUGGUUAGGGCUCAGCGGGCAGAAGCUAUUGCUUUGGGGCGCAGCGAGCGCGGUCUCCGUGGCCGGCGCCACUGUCUUGCUCAACAUCCUGCAGAUGUUGGUAAGCUAUGCACGAAAGUGGCAGCAGAUGCGGCCAAUCCCGUCGGUGGCUCGCGCUUACCCCUUGGUGGGACAUGCGCUGUUUAUGAAGCCCAACAACACAGAAUUUUUUCAGCAGAUAAUUCAGUACACAGAAGAAUUCCGACACCUGCCCAUCAUUAAACUCUGGAUUGGACCAGUGCCCCUGGUGGCACUUUAUAAGGCAGAGAAUGUGGAGGUGAUUUUGACCAGUUCGAAGCAAAUUGAUAAAUCCUUUAUGUACAAGUUCCUACAGCCAUGGCUGGGACUAGGACUUCUUACAAGUACUGGGAGCAAAUGGCGUGCCAGGAGGAAGAUGUUAACACCCAGUUUCCAUUUUACAAUUCUGGAGGAUUUCUUAGAUGUCAUGAAUGAGCAAGCAAAUAUAUUGGUUAACAAGCUUGAAAAACAUGUCAAUCAAGAGGCCUUUAACUGCUUUUUCCCCAUCACUCUUUGUGCUCUGGAUAUAAUCUGUGAAACGGCUAUGGGGAAGAACAUUGGAGCUCAAAGUAAUGGUGAUUCUGAGUAUGUCCGUACAGUGUAUAGGAUGAGCGAUAUGAUAUACAGAAGAAUGAAGAUGCCCUGGUUUUGGUUUGACCUUUGGUACCUUAUGUUUAAAGAAGGAAGGGACCACAAAAAGGGACUAAAGAGUCUACAUACUUUUACCAACAAUGUCAUUGCUGAACGGGUUAAUGCAAGGAAGGCAGAGCAAGACUGCAUAGGUGCUGGGAGGGGUCCUCUCCCCUCGAAAACUAAGCGCAAGGCCUUUCUUGACUUGCUUUUGAGUGUGACUGAUGAGGAAGGAAACAAAUUAAGCCAUGAAGACAUCCGAGAGGAAGUUGACACCUUCAUGUUUGAGGGUCACGAUACAACUGCUGCUGCCAUAAACUGGUCCUUAUACCUCCUGGGCUCUAAUCCAGAAGUCCAGAGGAAAGUGGACAAGGAGCUGGAUGAUGUGUUUGGAAGAUCCCAUCGCCCUGUCACCUUGGAAGACCUGAAGAAACUUAAAUAUCUGGAUUGUGUCAUUAAGGAGACCCUCCGUGUUUUCCCAUCUGUCCCUUUAUUUGCCCGGAGUCUUAGCGAAGACUGUGAAGUGGCGGGUUACAAAAUCUCAAAAGGAACGGAAGCAGUCAUCAUUCCCUAUGCACUACAUCGAGACCCUAGAUACUUCCCAGACCCUGAGGAAUUCCAGCCAGAGCGGUUCUUUCCUGAAAACUCCCAAGGACGCCACCCCUAUGCCUAUGUGCCAUUCUCUGCUGGACCUAGAAACUGCAUUGGUCAAAAGUUUGCGGUCAUGGAGGAAAAGACCAUUCUUGCCUGUAUCCUGAGGGAGUUUUGGAUAGAAUCCAACCAGAAGAGAGAAGAACUCGGCCUGGCUGGAGAUUUGAUUCUUAGGCCAAAUAAUGGCAUCUGGAUCAAGCUGAAGAGGAGGCAUGAAGAUGACCCCUAACGCCGUCCUCAAGCUGAGACCCUGUCAUGACGAAGGUCAUUCCAUAAGAAAGAUGGCAUCUGCAAAUUUUAGUUUAUGAGCUGAAAACUCGGAAUCCUCAGACCCAGUGUUUCUUCUUUCUUGUCCCCACCGAUCUUGAGACCCAGUCUAUCACUGAGAGUUUUUGUAUGUUUGUUAGCAGCACAGAUGACAAUGUCACACCUGUUCUCUGUCUCGAGGGCACUGUUAGCAAGCUGAAGUAGCACUGACAUAAACGUGCAGGAAAAAUGAUAACAGAGCGGUCACCAGCCUGUUUAAUCCCAUUGGUUAGACGCAAAGGUCAUCAUUUUAAUGAAAUCUCAGAAUUAAGAAAAUAGCCUUGUUGACUUGGAAAUCCAUGUAGCAUUUGAAAAUGUUGGAUAAUUAAGCCCUUCAGGAUACCAGGCUUAAGUUUUUAUAAUGUCAUCAGUGUAUCAGUCGUAACGUAAUUGCCAGAGCCCUUCCAGCUCUUAUAAUGAAAAGCAAGUCCCUUGCAUGCCUGCGUCAAGUUCCAGUCACCUUGUUGACUGUGAACUAGAAUCUUCUUUCUGUUCUUGGUGGACACAAACACUUUAUACAUCUUAUUAUUUAGAAGAGAUUCCUCUCCACAAUGUCCUACCUCUCACAGAAGCUUAAUUAGUGGCUUUUUUUAAAUCAAUAAACAUUAGGCAGAUCCAUUUAUUUUGGGUGUAUUUUACAAGUAUAAGUUUGGAUGAGCUAUUUGACAAACUUCAGCAUUAACUCUCAACUCUACAGACAUCUUUAACAAGGAAAGGCAUUUAUGGUGGCCCUCUGCAUACAGGCAGUGUCCUAUUGCAUAUCAAAUGGCGGAGAUGCAUUGACAGAUUUGAGGACAUAAUUAGUGGCUUUUGAAGUUCAAGUGACAACAGAAACUUUCUGCUUAUGUGCCAUUUAAUUAAGAGUAGGGGUGUGGAAUAAAGGGGACAGCAAAUUUCUGCCCACGUUCUGUCAUGGCUAGAAGUAGUUAAAAUGUCUACACCAAGGCCUCUCCACUUCCUUUCUGAAAUACUCUCUCCUACUACACACUUUGGCGUUAUGGAACUCAGAACUGUGAUUGGAUGAAUCAGGACUCAGGAUUUCUGCCCUCGAUGUGGGCAUGUGUUUCUUGUAAUUCCUCUACUUUUAGAAGAAAGAAUCUUUUCUUCUAUAUUUAGUUACACUGUACUAUCACACUUGGUUCAGCAGAAGACAUUUAAUUAACUCAGUCCCGUGGAACAUCCCCAUCAAGCUGGCAAUUGAAUUCCACUCCUUGCUUUUAUUUGGUGAUAUAAUGCUACUAUUCUUCAUGCAAUGACUUUUAGAAACUUCCUUUUAAUAAAUAAUUUUUAACAGGA
Molecule: messenger RNA, 3192 nt
Organism: Rattus norvegicus (Norway rat)
Lineage: Eukaryota; Metazoa; Chordata; Mammalia; Rodentia; Muridae
Gene: Cyp4v3
Product: cytochrome P450, family 4, subfamily v, polypeptide 3
Exons: 11
Coding region: 242-1819 (525 amino acids)
Biological process (GO): fatty acid metabolic process; fatty acid omega-oxidation
Cellular component (GO): endoplasmic reticulum membrane
Molecular function (GO): long-chain fatty acid omega-hydroxylase activity; oxidoreductase activity, acting on paired donors, with incorporation or reduction of molecular oxygen; monooxygenase activity
Source: RefSeq, marked validated